Endocarpon pusillum Z07020 is the source of this 1665-nucleotide messenger RNA. RefSeq lists its product as uncharacterized. Gene Ontology annotation, molecular function: ATP-dependent H2AZ histone chaperone activity. Gene Ontology annotation, cellular component: nucleus. The transcript has a single exon. Gene Ontology annotation, biological process: chromatin remodeling; regulation of DNA-templated transcription. Bases 1 to 1665 code for a protein of 554 amino acids. The record is from RefSeq and is a predicted model, not a curated record. NCBI's taxonomy places the organism in Eukaryota, Fungi, Ascomycota, Eurotiomycetes, Verrucariales, Verrucariaceae.
AUGGCUGAUGAGGAAAUGAAUGACGCUCCUCCUGUGGAACAAGACAAUGACUCCCAAUCCGAAUCGGACGACGGCAGCGAUGGCUCUGAGCCAGUGGAAACACUCAUUGCGGGGCGAGACCGUCGAGUCACUGCGGGCAAUCGCAUGGCAAGUCUGAUUGAGCGCGAAGAUGAUGACGAGGUGGCAUUACUCUUUGCUCAAGAAGACGAGGAAGAAGACGUCGAGUUCGAAGAAAGCGACGAAGACAGAUCCGAUGCCCAGUUGGACUCCUCCUCAGACGACGAAGACCAAGACCCAAAUACUAAGGGUGACGAGGACCUGGAAGGGGAAAAAGAGCUACAACAACAAGCGAAAGCACAGAAAGCUAAGAAACGCAAAGCCCAGGAUGCAUUUACCACAGUUUCUGGCCUUAGGAAGAAGGUUAAGAUUGUUUCCACAAGUACGCCAAUUACAAGUGCACCUCGUCCAAAGAAGAAGUCGGAGCGCGUUUCUUGGUUGCCCGAUGUCAAUGAGGGUCCAACACGUGCAUCAGCACGAAAACAGACUGUUGAGAACAAAGAAGUCACUCAUGCCCGUCUCAAAGAUCAUGCUGUGAAAAGAGCCAAAACACUUGCACAGAUGAGGAAAGCAGAGCAUGAGCGGGAAAAGCACAAGCCCAAGCAAAUGACACAGGCAGACCGAUUGGCAGAAGCUGCGAAGACAGAAAAGAAAAACAGCAAGAGUCUCAAUCGGUGGGAAGAAAUGGAGCGCAGAAGAGCCGACGAGCAGGCUGCCAAGCUUGCUGCCCUUAAGACUCGCAAACUCGAAGGGCCUGUGGUAUCAUGGUGGAGUGGGAUAGCUACCUGGUUGGGCACCAAAUUGGUCAAAAUAGGGUCUAAAGAGACUAACCAAGAGAUGCUUGCUGAACCCAAGAAGAGGGGAAGGAAGCCAAAGCAGAAUCCCGAGGCUCCCGAGUCUGUUAAAGAGGAUGUGCAGUCAAGCACAGGCACCCCUCGAGCUCAAACCGUUACUCCAGCACCAUCUGAGCCACCAGUACAGCAACAACCGCAAGCAGCGGAACAGCUCUCAAAAUCGAUUCAGUCAGCGGAACCUAGCCAAGCACUUCCCAAUGUUACUUUUACGGCCCCACAAGGGCUCGACAAUUUCUUUUUACAAGGGAUUCAGGAAUACGCAUCUAUGCCAAGCGAAGGAGGUUCCAAUGUACCUAGCACCGCUCCGAGUGAUGGGCCCAGCACACCACAAGUCUACGUUGACCCGUCACAGCGUCGGCCGAGUCAGUCACAGCCUCAACCUCCACCACCUGAACCUGAACCUGAACCUGAACCUAUGCAAUCUACACGCAAUCUGGUCAUGCUUGCGAGUUUCGAACGAGUAAACCCCAACGACCGGGGUGAAUUCGGCGUCUUCUACAACACCCGCAAAGGCCCCAAGCUAUCGAAAGCCAACCAAGAGCUGUGUCCAAUAACUUCCCUACCUGCUCGGUAUCGUGAUCCGACUACUGGCGUUGCCUACGCAAACACAUAUGCUUACCAGAAGCUUAAAGAGCUACAAGCAUACAAGUAUACGUGGAGCAGCAUGCUCGGAUGCUAUGUUGGUGCAGCGGGUGUGGUAGCUCGGGGUGUGCCUGAUGGCUUUCUUUCUGAUCCACCUGCAAAUACAAGCUAA